Pedinophyceae sp. YPF-701 is the source of this 3792-nucleotide messenger RNA. The record is from the annotation of a GenBank genome assembly. NCBI's taxonomy places the organism in Eukaryota, Viridiplantae, Chlorophyta, Pedinophyceae.
AUGACCAAGUCCGGAAAGAGCCACAGGAAGGCCAAGGCCGGCAGGAAGGCCAAGAAGCGCCACGAGGCGGAGCUCGCGAAGAAGGGCAUCGACAAGGAGGAGGUCCGAGCGUCCCAGAAGAGCAACAAUGUCAAGGCGUUCACCGUGCGGUCCACCAAGGCCGCCGCGCGCCAACGCGCCCGCACGGCCGACAAGGAGCAGCGCCGCAUGCACAUGCCCGUUGCGGAGCGCAUCGUCGACGACCCGCCCCCGUUCGUCGUCCUCGUCCACGGCCCGCCCGGCGUCGGGAAAUCGACGCUGAUCAAGUGCCUGAUCAAGCACUACACGAAGCAGUCCGUGCCGGAGAUCCUCGGGCCGAUCACCGUCGUGUCGGGCAAGCAGCGGCGCCUGACGUUUGUCGAGUGCCCGCAGGGCAUGGCCGCGAUGAUGGACGCCGCCAAGUACGCCGACCUGGUGCUGCUCGUCGUCGACGGCAGCUUCGGCUUCGAGAUGGAGACCUUCGAGAUGCUCAACCUCCUGCAGACGCACGGGUUCCCCAAGGUUAUGGGGGUGUUGACUCACCUGGAUUCGUUCAAGGAUGGGAAGACGCUGAAGAAUACGAAGAAGGCUCUGAAGCAGCGUUUCUGGACGGAGAUCUACAACGGCGCCAAGCUGUUCUACCUCUCGGGCCUCAAGAACGGCCGGUACCUCAAGCGCGAGGUCCUCAACCUCGCCCGCUUCAUCUCGAUCCAGAAAUUCCGACCCCUGUCGUGGCGCACGCAGCGGCCGUAUCUCCUGGUCGACCGCUUCGAGGACAUCACGCCCGCGGAGGCGGUCCGGAAAGACCCCACGUGCGACCGCGAGAUCACGAUCUACGGGUACCUCCGCGGCGCCAACAUGAAGGAGGGCGCGCGCGUGCACGUCGCGGGCGCCGGCACCUUUGACGUGGCGGAACUCGACGCCAUCCCGGACCCCUGCCCGCUCCCGGGCUCCGGCCGCCGGCGCGGCCUCGACGACCGCGAGCGGCUCAUCUACGGCCCCAUGGCGGACGUCGGCGGGCUCAUGUACGACAAGGACGCUGUUUACAUCGACAUUCCUGACCACAAGGUCGCGUACAGCGGCGCGGGGGGGGGUAAUGCCGCUGGGACGGACGGAGAGGGCAUGGUUCGCGAGCUGGCCGCGGGGCGCGCGGCGGUGGACGAGGCCGUCGCAAAGUCGAGGAUUCAGAUGUUUCCGGGGGCGCGCGCGAUCCGUGGGGACCAGUUCGAGGCGCUGAUGGGGCGCGGUGGCGACGGCGGGGAGAGCGGGGAGGACGACGACGAGAGCGGGUCGGACUGGAGCGACGACGAGGAGGCGGGGGGCGGUCCGGACGACGCGGCGGCGGCGGAGGUGCGGGCGGGACGGACGCGGCGCGCGGCGGUGUUCAGCGACGCCGUCGACGCCGCGUCGGACAGCGAUGCGGAGGACUCCGCGUCUGACGACGACGGCGGGCGGGCGUCGGACGGCGGCGCGUCGGAGGAGGACGACGAGGGCUUGGGGGCCGCGGCGCGGUGGAAGGAGCGCAUGCUGGAGCGCGCGCGGGCGCAGUUCGGUUCGGGGUUGCUCGAUUUGGAGCGCCACGUGUACGGGGAGCGGGCGGCGUUCGAUCCGCUGGCGGCGGCGGCGCGCGAGGACGGGGCGAGCACGGACGACGAGGACGAGGGGGACGGGUUUCUGCGGCCGGCGCGGCGGCGGGCGGGGCCGGACGGCGCGGAGGGGCCUGACGCGGUGGACGUGUCGCGGCCGGCGGAGGCGGGGGGGGGGGUAUUGGACGAGGGGGACGUGGCGGGGCUCAAGGAGGCUCGGUUCGUGACGGGGGACUGGGGGAAGGGCGCGGAGCGCGACGAGGCGCGGGCGGAGGACGCCGCGGGGAGCGACGACGACGCCGCGGGGGACUUCGAGGACGUCGAGGGGGCGAGUGACGGCGGCGGCGAGGCGCUAGCGUUCGCGGGCGGCGACGCGGUGACCGAUGCGGCGCAGAAGGCCAUCGCGCUCGCGGAGGCCGAGGAGCGCAAGCUCAGCAAGGCCGCCAAGAAGGCGGCGUUCGACGCGGCGUUCGACGAAGGCGCGCUGAAGAAGGAGGACAAGAAGCAGGGCGGCGGCGGGGCCGAGGGCGACGAGGAGGACAAGACGUACUACGACGAGGUCAAGCGCAAGAUGGCCGAGGCGCAGGCGCGGACGCGCGCGGCGCUGGACGCGCUGGACGCGCGCACGCGCCUGGCGCUCGAGGGCGUGCGCCCGGGCGCGUACGUCCGGCUCCGGCUGCGCGGCGUGCCGUGCGAGCUCCCGAAGUUCCACGACCCGCGCAUGCCGCUGCUCGUCGGCGGCGUCCCCGCCGCCGAACAGGGCAUGGGCUUCCUGCAGCUCCGUAUCAAGCGCCACCGCUGGCACGGCCGCCUCCUGAAGAACCGCGACCCGCUGAUCCUCUCCUGCGGGUGGGGGCGGUUCCAGACGGUGCCGGUGUACGCCACGCGGGACGACAACGGCCGGCUGCGGAUGCUGAAGUACACCCCCGAGCACAUGCACUGCAUGGCGGUGGUGUACGGGCCGCUGGUGCCGCCGGGGACGGGCGUGGUGGCGGUGCAGGCGCUGGACGGCGCGCGCGCGACGUGGGGCGUCGCGGGGACGGGCGUGGUGCUGCAGCAGGACGCGGCGAUCCGCGUCGUCAAGAAGCUCAAGCUGGUGGGGUACCCGUUUCGCAUUCACCGGCACACGGCGUUCGUGCGGGACAUGUUCACGUCGCAGCAGGAGGCGGCGAAGUUCGAGGGCGCGGCCAUCCGGACGGUCUCCGGGAUCAGAGGCACGGUAAAGAAGGCACUGCGUCCGGGGGCGUCCAAGGAGGGGCCUAUUGGGGAGGGGUCUUUCCGGGCCACGUUCGAGGACAAGGUGCUCAUGUCAGACAUCGUGUUCCUGCGCGCGUGGAUCGCCGUCGACCUCCCGCGGCUCUGCAACCCCGUCACAAACCUCCUGCAGCGACAGCGGGGGCUGGUGCGGCAGGUGGCGCCGCGGGGCAAGGCAAAGGGCGGCGCGCCGGAGCUCGAGGCGCCCGCGACGACGCCGGAAGAGGAAACAAGGCGGCUCGAGGCCGAGGCUGCGGCGCGUGCCACCAUAGAAGCUGGCGCCGCCGCGGGGCGUGCGUUCGUGCCGAACUCGCGCUUCGUGGGCAGCCGCCCCGGCUACGUGUUCAAGCUGGGCGACCAGGGCCUCGGGUACUACCAGGACACCGGCCCUGCGCCGCGGCACGCGCCUGCAGCGCCCGUAGCUGCGGCGGGAGGCGGCGAGGGGGCGGGGGGCGAGGAGGAGGAGGAGGAGGGCUGGGUGCGGAUGCGGAGCGUCGCGGAACUGCGGCGGGAGCGCGGGGAGGGCGCGCCGCGGAACUACGACUCGCUGUACAGGGAGAUCGAGCGCCCCCCGCAGCGCAAGUUCAACCCCCUGCGCAUCCCGGCCUCGCUCCAGAGGGAGCUGCCGUUCAAGAGCAAGCCGAAGCUGGAGCCGAAGCGAAAGACGAAGACGCUGGAGCAGCGCCGGGCGGUCGUGCUGGAGCCCGAGGAGAAGCGCAUGGCGACGCUGCUGCAGCAGCUGAACGCGAUUCGGAACGAGAAGGCGAAGAAGCGCCGCGAGGCCGACGCGCGGCGGCAGGAGGCGCGUGCGAAAAAGAGGGGCCGCGAGGAGGAGGCGCGGGAGCAGGUGGCGAAGCAGGAGCGCAAGCGGCGCUACAUGAUGCAGCAAGCGGCCGACAACCGCGCCAAGGCCAAGGCGGCGCGCGAGGGCUGA